AUGCGUUUCUUGCUUCUUUUGUGUGUAGUGUUAUGUCUUGUUGGAAAUAUUAUUGGGAUGACGAGGUCACAGGUUAAAAAAACGCUGCAGAUAAUGAAAAAGCAAUGCAUUUCUAAAAUUGGUGUACCUGAAGAUAAAAUAGCCAACAUAGAGCAGGGAGUUUUCAUAGAAGAUCGACUAGUAAUGUGUUACAUUGGAUGUAUAUAUAAAACUUUGCAAGUGGUAAAAAAUAAUAAAAUAGACAGAGACCUGGCCGUGAAACAAAUCGAAGCACUAUACCCGCCUGAAUUGCGAGAGAGCACUGUAAAGGGCAUGGACAAAUGUUUACCUAUUCAGGCGAAGUACGGUGAUUUUUGUGAGGCCGUUUUCCACGGAGCCAAAUGUUUGUAUGAAUUCGAUCCGCCGAGCUUCUUAUUUGCUUGA
Achroia grisella is the source of this 423-nucleotide messenger RNA. Its product is annotated as general odorant-binding protein 83a-like. The transcript has 5 exons. Gene Ontology annotation, biological process: sensory perception of smell; olfactory behavior. Lineage: Eukaryota; Metazoa; Arthropoda; Insecta; Lepidoptera; Pyralidae. Gene Ontology annotation, molecular function: odorant binding; dibutyl phthalate binding. The record is from RefSeq and is a predicted model, not a curated record. Bases 1 to 423 code for a protein of 140 amino acids. Gene Ontology annotation, cellular component: extracellular region.